AUGGAGGCAUCUUUCAUUGAUGCGGUACAGAUGAAAAUGCGUACCUCUUUUUCUGAUCACGGUCCCCGUGCGCCAUGCCUUCACGUGCAGCAUCUGGUGGGAUGUGAGCUUCUCAGAGAUGAGCCUGGUACUGGCAGAAUGAUGACCCUGGAAGCCUUUGAUGGGGAAAGAGGCUUCGAGAGACACUAUGAAAUUCAGGGUGACCAGCAAACUCAGUGGAAAUGGCCUGUGAUAAAGAGUUCGGCACAGUUGGAGUACGACGCAUGGUUGCAUGCUCACCCACCUCUGUGCAUUAGCCAGCUCAAGAAAUAUCUAAAAAAGGAGAAAAAAUGGGUGAUGGCAAGAGUUAGAAACUUGCUAAAACCAAGAGUGAGAGUGAUUGAACACUCUUACAGUGACACGGGUGUAGUUCAGGUUACCUGCCUGGCAACUGGUUUUUACCCUCGACACAUUAACAUGUCCCUGCUUCAGGACGGCCAGCAGGUAAAUGAGGAACGGGUCAAAGGUGGAGGAGUGCUACCUAAUGCUGAUGGGACGUACCAGAUGGGGAAGAGCGUGGAGAUCGGAGCUGAAGAGCAUAGACGAAAGCACACCUACACAUGUACUGUGACUCACCUUAGCCUGGAUAACUACCUUGACAUCAGUAUGGUAUCUCACAUUUCAAGGGCAAGCUUUUUUAAACACGUGAUUUAUCUGUUUACUUGCACUCGUACCUGGAAUACAGAUAAUGAUUUGUUUACAUUUACAGAAAUAAUUCUGUAUUGACACUGUAAGUGAGUGUGACAUUCUAUUUUUCUUUAAAAUAUUUUAUACAUAAACAGCUUUAUACACCAUUGGUAAAUUGUCUUAAUUUUGCAAUCUUAUUUUACACUACAACCUCUCAAGAAUUGUUAGCGUAUACAAAAAUGUUCGAAUCAGUGUUCAUAUAAAUCUAGCACAUUUAUUUCAAUGCCAAGUUGUGUUUAAAUUGCUGACAAAAUGCAUUUCCAACAUAUCAGCCACCAGAACUCCUCAGUAGGUUUUUACUGCAUUUAUGUAUUUGUGAAACUGUA
Messenger RNA from Triplophysa rosa, 1052 nucleotides. RefSeq names its product major histocompatibility complex class I-related gene protein. Gene Ontology annotation, cellular component: external side of plasma membrane. The record is from RefSeq and is a predicted model, not a curated record. Gene Ontology annotation, biological process: immune response. NCBI's taxonomy places the organism in Eukaryota, Metazoa, Chordata, Actinopteri, Cypriniformes, Nemacheilidae.